AUGCCGCUGCUAAUGACAAUGACAUCACGACAUUUGGACACAGCAAGAAAGAAGAGAGAUGAUGGCAUUGUUGUGGAAGAAGAAAAAGAAGAAUUGAGAGAUAGAAAGCGUCUGCAGAACGAGGAAUUCACGUUGGAAGUAGUAUACAAUUUUAAAAAGUCAAAUGAACAGAGUAUAGUGAAUGUUUUUUAUGGGACGAAAGAAAUCUUUUCAUCUGUUGGACGGUCGCUGUCAUUCAUCGACGUACAUGAGGGGAUACGUACAAAUUCAUUAACUGGACAUUUCGCAUAUGUAACAGAAAUCCAUCAGGAUAUGCUGUGGAUGAAUAGUUAG
Molecule: messenger RNA, 333 nt
Organism: Loa loa (African eye worm)
Lineage: Eukaryota; Metazoa; Nematoda; Chromadorea; Rhabditida; Onchocercidae
Exons: 3
Coding region: 1-333 (110 amino acids)
Source: RefSeq, a predicted model, not a curated record